Penicillium alfredii is the source of this 483-nucleotide messenger RNA. Its product is annotated as amidohydrolase family protein. The transcript is spliced from 2 exons. The coding region runs from base 1 to 483 and encodes 160 amino acids. NCBI's taxonomy places the organism in Eukaryota, Fungi, Ascomycota, Eurotiomycetes, Eurotiales, Aspergillaceae. Gene Ontology annotation, cellular component: cytoplasm. Gene Ontology annotation, molecular function: hydrolase activity; carboxy-lyase activity. Gene Ontology annotation, biological process: secondary metabolic process. The record is from RefSeq and is a predicted model, not a curated record.
AUGCUCAUUGUGUGUCGCAGUUCAUACCGCGAGUAUUGUCUGCAGAAUGACUUUGCCGGCAAGGGCCACCCCGAUGGAAUGCCAGCAGUACCGGCAUGGGAUGCUAUAGCCCAUAUUGAAUUGAUGAAGCGUCUCAAUAUCAAAAAGUCGGUGCUAAGCAUGUCCUCGCCGGAGACCCAUUUAACGCCCGGGAAUGACGAAGAGGCGCCAUCGCUGAUGCGCCGUGUCAAUGAAGACAUGGCGAAAAUCUGCGCGGACUAUUCGACCUACUUUCUGUGUUUUGCAUCUCUUCCCCUACCCGAUGUCGAGGGCUCUCUGGCCGAGAUCGACUAUGCACUCAACCAUCUGGGUACUGUCGGGUUUCAGAUCCUCACCAACUCGCAUGGAAUUUACCCAGGAGACUCGCGGUUGAGUCAAGUAUUUAAAAAGCUGAAUGAGCAUCGUGCAAUUGUGUUAAAGUCUAUAGGACAUAACAUGAAUUAA